Molecule: messenger RNA, 923 nt
Organism: Carassius carassius (crucian carp)
Lineage: Eukaryota; Metazoa; Chordata; Actinopteri; Cypriniformes; Cyprinidae
Product: actin-fragmin kinase-like
Exons: 7
Coding region: 366-911 (181 amino acids)
Cellular component (GO): Golgi apparatus
Molecular function (GO): protein binding
Source: RefSeq, a predicted model, not a curated record
CAGUACAGGCCAGAAACCCUCUUGAGAAAAAAGCAACCCACAGAAGAUCCUUCUUCGCCCCUCCUCCUCGAGUAACGUUAUUCAAUCAAGUGGCAUUGGCCACCAUACUUCACAUCAUCGCUUAUCUUUUCAGUGAAACUAAAGGAAGGGCAGAUAUUCAACUACGAUUUUGAGCGAGAUUAACCCAUGAGACUCUCAGAGCCUGAGCAUGAACCAGGGGAGAGGUGCUUGUUUGUGGACCUCAGUGCCUCAGCACUACCCCGCACCAUGUGAUCGUUACAAGCAUGCGUCUUGUGUCUACAGAGGCCAUGUUUACGUAUUAGGUGGCAGAGAAAAAUGCUCACUGAGAGAUUUCUGGAAAUAUAAUGUGGGUAAGGGAAAUAUAUAUAUUUGUAGUCUGUGACAAGUGGGCCGGGCUUCCCUGUGAUAGCGAAGAAGCACCUGAAGAACUGGAGGAGCACACAAUGGUAGCAUAUCAGGGGUUUAUGUAUGUCUUCGGAGGAAUUCAAGACUCAUCAUAUACUAGCUCAAAAACACCUCUUUGGGUAUUUGAUACAGUUAAAGAGUGCUGGAUUAACUGGAAAACAGGGAGUGAACCUAUACAGGGAGUGACACCAGCAAACAGAAAAGGGCACAGUGCUGUUAUCUUUGGGUCAUCUAUGUAUGUCUACGGUGGAUACAUUGAUAUAAGAGGAUCAACGAAGGAAUUCUGGAAAUUUGAUUUUGAUUCUAGGGGGUGGUCGCUACUAAGCAGUGUACAAGGUGGGCCUGGUCCCAGACAUGGUCACUCAGCUAUGACACACCAGGAUUCUAUGUACCUUUAUGGUGGCCUGCAGGGCCUGAGGGAACAGAAGGACCUGUGGAGCUGGAGUUCUGCCAGUCAAACCUGGAGCUGCAUCAAAUUCCAGUGAGUUUCUUUAUUA